Molecule: messenger RNA, 409 nt
Organism: Drosophila sechellia
Lineage: Eukaryota; Metazoa; Arthropoda; Insecta; Diptera; Drosophilidae
Exons: 2
Coding region: 13-336 (107 amino acids)
Source: RefSeq, a predicted model, not a curated record
UUCCUGAAAAGAAUGUCGUCUUUGAAUGGAACCGCACCUCCAUCAGAAUUACCUCCUUGCGCUGCAGGAUUCACCUGGGUAAUUCUAAUGAGCACCUGCCUGCCGGAUUUGGCACGCACGAGAGGCCAAUGCGUUUAUGGAUAUUACUUUAACGAAAAACUAAAAAAAUGCAUGCGCCGCAGAUAUGACAAGGAGCAGAGGCCAGGUGUUAUAAGGCAGUGGAUGACGUCUACGACCAAAAAACCGACAACUGCAAGGGGACCUUGUUUUCAACGCGAACCUUCAUACACUGGCAAAUGGUUUGGCUAUGGUUCAGGAUAUGGAAGAAAUGAAUGAAAUGAAUGUCGUUAGAAAAUGUGUUUAUUGGAUGCAGAUAAUUAUGAUUAAUAAAAUAUUUUAAUCCCAAAUA